This is a messenger RNA of Macadamia integrifolia, 429 nucleotides long. RefSeq lists its product as uncharacterized. NCBI's taxonomy places the organism in Eukaryota, Viridiplantae, Streptophyta, Magnoliopsida, Proteales, Proteaceae. The coding region runs from base 1 to 429 and encodes 142 amino acids. The transcript has a single exon. The record is from RefSeq and is a predicted model, not a curated record.
AUGAUUGCAGUGGCGCCGAUGGUUGCAGAGGCGGCGACGAUUGUAGUGGCGGCCAACGAUUAUUCAGGUGUUUCUGGAUGGCCUCUCCAGCCCUCUAUUUUCUUGCCUGUAGGCCCUCCACCUACAGUUGCAAAUGCAGAGCUGGUUGCCAUCCAAUCAACUCUUCAAGAGAACGAGAGGGUUGUGGAAAGGUUGCAGAAGCAGGAGGAAAAUAUGGUACAAGAAGUAACACAAAGAGCCAAAGAACUCCAUGAUAAAGAGUUCAAGCUACCCUACCAGAAGCCUCUGCCUUGUUUAGCCGAGAAAGAUGCUUGCUUGGAAUGUUACAAGGAAAAUGUGAAGGAUCCUCUUAAAUGUGCCCUAGUUGUGAAAUCAUUUGUAGACUCUGCUCACAAAGAGAGGCAGCAGGUGAGCUCAGCACUUGAUUGA